CUAGUGAAUGAAUUGAUUUCAGACCAUAAUAUUGACCAAUUUUGUUCAACAGAGACCAGGUUAAACUACGUUAACUUAAAUGAAUCCACUAUUAACUUUCACAUCCCCAGAGAAUCUGGUAGGGGGGGAGGAGUCGCAGCCAUCUGUCACUCAACUUUACCAGUAAACCCACAACCUAAACUUCAUUAUCAAACAUUACGAACCAUCGUUCUCAGUAUUUCACACCCAGCCCAGCACCUACGACUUGUUAUUGUGUACCACCCCCCUGGUCCCUAUUCCGAGUUUUUAACUGAUUUGCUGGAGUUCCUAUCAAAUCGAGUAAUUUGUGUAAAUAAAAUAAUCAUAGUGGGUGACUUUAACAUUCGUAUGGACGUAAACAAUGACAGCCUAGCCUUCUCAUUCACUUCACUAUUAGAUGCAAGUGAGUUCUCCCAUGUAGUGGAUGAAGCUACUCACUGUCACAAUCACACACUUGAUCUUGUGCUGACAUAUGGCAUUGAUGUUAAACGCUUAACAAUAUUUCCACAAAAUCCUGUUCUGUCAGACCAUUUUCUAAUCCCAUUUGAAUUCCAAAUAGUUAACUACACACCAGUAGACAAAACACUACCUAGCACUAAUACAUUCAAAGAUGCUAUCACCCCUCUCCUCAAUUUACUACCCUUCAAAGAAAUCUGA
Molecule: messenger RNA, 675 nt
Organism: Dunckerocampus dactyliophorus (ringed pipefish)
Lineage: Eukaryota; Metazoa; Chordata; Actinopteri; Syngnathiformes; Syngnathidae
Exons: 1
Molecular function (GO): catalytic activity
Source: RefSeq, a predicted model, not a curated record